Molecule: messenger RNA, 2682 nt
Organism: Spirodela intermedia
Lineage: Eukaryota; Viridiplantae; Streptophyta; Magnoliopsida; Alismatales; Araceae
Source: the annotation of a GenBank genome assembly
AUGGCCCCGAGAAUGGGGAUUCCACUGCUGCUGCUCCUGUUGUGUCUAGUCUUCCCCUCCUUGCUCCUCGGCUCGGCGGAAGGUCAAAACGCCGAACCCAUCCUGAUCAACUGCGGCUCCAACUCCACUAUCCAGGCCGGCGGCCGGACCUGGAUUGGAGAUUCCCUCCCCGGCGGCAACGUCACCCUCAGCUGCCCCGGCGUCAACGCGUCGGGCAUUGCCGUCGGCAAGAACUUACUGCUCGGAUCUCUGUACAGAACCGCCCGGGUGUUCAACGCGAGCACCAACUACACCUUCAACCUGUCGUCCUCGGGGAGCUACUUCCUCAGGCUCCACUUCCACCCGCUCCAGUCUGCGGGCUUCAGCUCGAACACCUCCGAGUUCGAGGUGACCGCCAACGGCCUGAAGCUCCUCUCCAGGUACAAUGUCACCGGUGAGGUGGAUCGGAAGAACGCCUACUUGCAGAGCCUGAUGGGGAGCAACUCGACGGCGGCGGCGUCGUCCUCUUCCUCCUCCUCCUCCUCCCUGGUGAAGGAGUACUUCCUCAACGUGAGCUCCACCGUGAUCUGGGUUCAGUUCGCCCCCUCCCCGGGCUGCUUCGCAUUCGUCAACGCCAUCGAGGUGGUUCCCAUCCUGGAUGGCCUCUUCUUCGACCCCGUGACGAGGGUGGGCGGCGGCGCCGCCGCAGCCGCGAGCGUCGACCGGGGGAUGGAGACCAUGUACCGGGUGAACAUGGGGGAUCGCGAGGUGAAAGCGGAGCGAGAUCGGGGCCUGUGGCGGAGCUGGGAGACGGACAUCAAGUACAUGUUCUCCUCCCUGGCAGCGAAGACCAUCUCCAAUUCCUCGAACAUCACCUACGCCGACAGCAACCGCACCUCCAUUGCGCCGCUGCCGGUGUACGAGGACGCGAGGACGAUGGUCAACGACGACGUGGUGGAGAAGAGGUUCAACGUGACAUGGAAGUUCUACGUCGACCCCGGCUUUGACUACCUGGUGCGGCUCCACUUCUGCGAGCUCGUCUACGACACGGAGAACCAGAGGGUCUUCAGGAUCUACCUCAACUUCCGGAACGCCGCCGAUAACUACGACAUCCUCGCCAAGGCCGGCGGCAAGGGCAGGGCCUACUGUCAGGAUUUCGUCGACUCGGCGCCGGAGGAGAUGACCAUCUGGCUGCAGCUCGGCCAGGACGCCACCACCGGCGCCCAGGACACCGACGUCCUCCUGAACGGCCUGGAGAUCUUCAAGCUCAGCCGGAACGGGAACCUCGCGUUCGUCCCUGAGAAGACGACCGCCGGCGCCGAGGGCCCGCCGGGAGGACGGCCCAAGCGUGGUGGGAACCAGUGGGUGCCCAUCGCCGCAGGCGUCGCUUCCACAGCCGCCGCCGUGAUUGUCUGCGCCGCCGUGGUCUUCUUCCUGUGCGCCCGCGCCCGCGCGCGCAGGGGCAAGGCGCCGCCACAGGUCAAGGGAGGAAAUCCCCCUCCGGCGUGGCGGCCACUGGUCCUCAACGGCGCCCUGGCGAGCGCCGCCGCCGCCGGUGAUGCCCAGGGGGCAGCGAAGGCGCCGAACAGCAAUGGGGCUUCGAACAGGACCGGGAGGCGGUUCGCGGUGGCGGAUAUCCGUGCGGCGACGAGGAACUUCGACGAGGCGCUGGUGAUCGGGACGGGGGGCUUCGGCAAGGUGUACAAGGGCGAGCUGGAGGACGGCCGCCCGGUGGCGGUGAAGAGGGCGCACCCGCAGUCGGAGCAGGGGCUCGCCGAGUUCGAGACGGAGAUCGCGAUGCUCUCCAAGCUCCGGCACCGCCACCUGGUCUCAAUGAUCGGCUACUGCGACGAGCAGCAAGAGAUGAUCCUAGUCUACGAGUAUAUGGCCAACGGGACCCUCAGGAGCCACCUCUACGGCAGUGGCGGCGGCGGCGAGCUCCGAGCGCCGCUGCCGUGGCGAUGCCGCCUGGAGAUCUGCAUCGGCGCCGCGCGAGGGCUGCACUACCUGCACACGGGCGCGGACCGCGGGGGAAUCAUCCACCGUGACGUGAAGACGACCAACAUCCUGCUGGACGAGGACCUGGUGGCCAAGAUGGCGGACUUCGGCCUGUCCAAGGACGGGCCUGCGCUGGACUGCACGCACGUUAGCACCGCCGUGAAGGGGAGCUUCGGUUACCUGGACCCGGAGUACUUCCGGCGGCAGCAGCUCACCCAGAAGUCCGACGUCUACUCCUUCGGCGUCGUCCUCUUCGAGGUGGUCUGCGCGCGGCCGGUGAUCAACCCGGCGCUCCCCAAGGACCAGAUCAACCUCGCCGAGUGGGCCGCGCGCUGGCAGCGGCAGGGGGCCCUCGCCGCCGUCGCCGACCCGAGCCUGCUGGAGGGGCACUGCUCGCCGGAGUCCCUCGGCAAGUUUGGGGAGAUCGCCCUCAAGUGCCUCGCCGACGAGGGACGCUGCCGCCCCACCAUAGGGGAGGUCCUCUGGCACCUCGAGUACGUCCUCCAGCUCCACGACACCUCCCAGAGGAGUCUCCUCUUCGACCCCUCGCCGCCGGACGACGCCCUCCCCGGCACCAUGGCUGCGCCGCUGGGCUCCUCCUUCCCCGACGACCCCCAACCUCAUCACCAACAAAACCGUGCAGACGAUGACUCCGCCGCCGCCGCCGGCGACGACACCCCUCCCCUUCCCUCCUCGGGAGCUUGA